CUCGUUCUCUGUCCACCUCCACUGACGCCUCGGCUUUGCCUGCUCCGCCAUUCAGGGAAGUGUGGCAGGUGAGCGUACGCCCCCGCGGACUCGGCCAGACCCGCAACCUCUCAGGAACCUACCGCCUGUGUCUGACGGACCGCACGCUCGGCCUCCUGCGCCUCCGCUGCGACAACCCCUCCGUCACCCUUCAGCUCAUGAAUGUCCGACGCUGUGGCCAUUCCGACAACUAUUUCUUCGUGGAAGUGGGGCGCUCGGCGGUGACUGGCCCGGGAGAACUGUGGAUGCAGGUCGAUGACUCUGUUGUAGCCCAGAACAUGCACGAGACCAUCCUGGAAGCUAUGAAGUCUUUAAGUGAAGAGUUUCGUCCACGGACCAAGAGUCAAUCCCUUUCUUCGACUCCCAUCACCGUCCCAUCCAGGAGGCACCUACCCAACCCACCACCACCUAGCCAAGUUGGCUUGUCACGCCGCUCCAGGAUUGAAGUUUCAGCGGACGGCUCACCGGCUCCAAAGCCUUACUCUCUGCCUAGGGAUCACAGUCCACGUUCCCCUGAGGAAGAGGAGAAGCGGACAAGUGUUGAAGCCACUCACCUUCCAAUGGACUACGGUUCUGCUUCUUCGGAUGAGUAUGGCUCAAGUCCUAGCCUGCACGAGCCUCCGAUAUUUUUGCCACCGUCUCCAGUUACAGGAGAGACCAAUUACAUCUCCAUGGGGCAGCUUGGGAGGAGGUCUCUAGCACUAGACCUCGGGUCAGUACCCAUCACGCCAAAUGGAGAAGAUGGAGGAAAAGCUUUUAAACUGGAACAUGAAGACAAUUACGCCAUGAUGGUAAAAUGUGAGCCACGCCCUGAAGCAGGUUAUAUGCCCAUGCUGCCUGGAAGUCGAUCCCAAGAUUACAUGCCCAUGACACCUAACAGUAUCUCUCCACCAGCCCCCAUAGAGUUGGCUGGUUAUGUCAUGAUGUCCCCUUUGGGUAGUUGUUCUCCAGAGCAAGAGAGGGCAAGCUGGCCACCUUCUGGAGACAUGUCGGUGGGCAGUGCGGACAGCCAAGCUUCGGAUUACAUGAACAUGUGGCCACUAAGCCGCUCAGCCUCUAGUACCCCUCCACCCGUGGAGAAGUCAUUAACACUGAGCAAUGGGCCUACAAGGAUUCCUGCCUCCUACCGUUCACUUCCUCGUUCUUAUAAGCUGGACCCAGUACCUCCUGCUAGGAACUCUUGCUCCUCAUCCUCUGACAGCCUUGAAGAAGUCAGUGGUGGAAGGAGCCGGAGACCGCUCAGUAUGUCUGUGGACACUUGGCGGGCAAACACGUUGCCAGGAAACUACCGUAGACCUCCCAGUCCGGGGGAAUAUGUCAGCAUCCACUUCAGGGCCAAACAGGAAAAGACAAGAAAGGUCUCACACGUUCCCCAGUCGGAAUACAUUGCCAUGGACACGCAGCAUCCAGAGGUGGCCAACGGAGACUAUACCAAAAUGACUUUUGAGCCAUGCCACAGGCAAGUUCCAUCCGCUGCCAACCAAAAAGUUGAGAAGGCUUUAAAGACAACUCCCGAAAGUGCGUAUGGCCUGGUAACGGCGGAAAUGAACUCCUGGCCAGUUUCAAAAAAGGCCUCGUGGCCUACCUCAACCUUAGAAAGGUUUCUAAAGCCUUCGGCAGAAGACGAUCCCUGGCUCACGGCCAGCGAUACCACAUUCAGGCCCAUAGCGCCUGCGGAUAACAAGCUAAGCCUUACUGCCAAGGUGCCAAUGGAGGCCCCAGCGGACAGCGGGUUUGGUCGUGCCGAGAAGACUACAGUAACAAAACCUCCAUCUGAAGACCUGGAAUUGAGGGGCCUGCUAUCCGCAGUGGCCAGCUGCGGUCUUUACAAGGGGCAAGAUCGUAGCAAGUUUGCGAGGGCCGAUCACCCAGCCCGGAUGAGGCACUGUUCUGAUAACUUGUCCCUCAACGCUGUUGCCUCUUGCAAUGGAAACCGGGCACAGUCCAAUGAAUCUGGGCUCAAUUACAUUGAUCUGGACCUUGCAAAAGACGUAGGUACCAGUCCACUGACUGCCUAUCUGGUGAGUGCCAACGUGCCACAGCCAAUAAAGAGUGGAACCCUGGGAGCCAAUCCAUGCAUCAACACCUACGCCAGCAUCGACUUCCAGAUGUCAGGAGAGCUGAGAAGAGGAAGCAGAGAUGGAACAGAAUGCUAACAAUCCGUAGACCAGGCCGGACUC
Molecule: messenger RNA, 2219 nt
Organism: Nanorana parkeri
Lineage: Eukaryota; Metazoa; Chordata; Amphibia; Anura; Dicroglossidae
Product: insulin receptor substrate 1-like
Exons: 3
Biological process (GO): insulin receptor signaling pathway
Cellular component (GO): cytosol; plasma membrane
Molecular function (GO): insulin receptor binding; phosphatidylinositol 3-kinase binding
Source: RefSeq, a predicted model, not a curated record